Symbiodinium pilosum is the source of this 2604-nucleotide messenger RNA. Lineage: Eukaryota; Dinophyceae; Suessiales; Symbiodiniaceae. The record is from the annotation of a GenBank genome assembly.
AUGGGUCGAGUUGCUGCCGCGCUGAGCAAGCUCCUGAAGACCAGCCUGCACGAGUCAUUGGAGACUGUGAGGAGGAACCGGCUCCUGUUGCCACAUGUGCGGGCGCUCACAUCGCGUGAAGAAGUUCGAAACCUUGCGAGCAGCGAGCCGGUCAUGUUGGGGACCCUGCUGCGCUGCGCAGCAGACUUUUAUGUUCAUGAGCAGCGUGACCAGGCUAACGCUAAGCAUUUCUUGGACCUGGCAGAUACCGUCUUGGAACUGCCUCAAGACAGGGCGGAAAUGUCAGAUGCCGUCCUUGAGCUUGUAGUAAGGCUCAAAGGACUGCGCUGCGUCUUCCAUGAGAAUCUUCAGAAUGACUUAUUGCAGGCUGAGCGGUACCUAGCUCUUGCACAGGAGAUGUGCCCGAGGGAGUGGCUUCUGCAAGCUGAUUUGCUCCACUUGGCUGGUAACCUGGAGAUGAGACGAGGGCGACUACAGGAAGCUCGCAACUGCAUGACAGCAGGCCUCAACAUGAAGCAGAAACACGACAAGCACUUCAACCAAGCGUCUUUGGCAUACUCUAAACAUGGUCUGGGUAACGUGCUUGCAAUGCUCGGUGAGAGAGACCUAGCAGACCUCAACUACCAGGAUGCUAUUGCUGGGAAGGUUAGCUGCUACGGGAAGGAGGACCAUUUGGAUGUAGCAAGGAGUCAGCUGCGAUGUGUUCAAAACCUCCUCCAGGAAAAGAUCUCAGGAGACCAGCGCUUGGCAGCCUCACAAAUGAUGGCCAACAUUGUCAGGGUCUUUGAGAGAGAUUUGGACGAGGAUCAAUAUGAGAUGAAAAAUGCAAAGUCACUUCAGUGCAGCAAGGAGAUGCACGGCUUUGUGGCAAGCCCAGCCCCGACUCCGCCCAGAACAAGCUUCUUGCUCUUGGCUCCUUUCAUCCAUCCCCGCCCUCUUGGCGGUCCAGAAGAGCGCUUUUAUGGGAAGAGAUCCAGCAUACCACCAGACAUGCUCGCCUUCAUGAAAGCUUUUGAACCUGCUACACAGUUUCGAGAGGAUUUCCAAGCACAGUUUUCGGCAAGCUUCAAGCAUCAGGCUGACCAGUUUGCAAAGGACGGAUUGUUGAUUCUGCCUCUUACUUUGGAGCAAGUUUGCAACAUUGGCGGAGCUGGUAUGACCAGACCAUGGCGCAAGACUUUCACAGCAACAUCUCAUGCUGGCGUGAAGCUGAGCAGUUCGGUGCAGGCAUCUGUCGCCGAUCCAUACUUGCUGGCAUUGUUGAAGUCUGUGGCCGGCGGCAACAUUCAACUCUCACACUUCCGGGCUGCCACCACAUACCCUGGCGAGGAUGUUCUGUUUCGUGCCUGGAAGUGGCACCGGGACGGCGGCAAGGAGCCCGAGUGGAAGUUGAUGGUCCUUUUGGAUGAUGUUGCGCCUGGAGGCAAUGAGAUGCAUUAUCUCAAAGGUUCAAUGCGCCCCUGGAAGGGCUCCCGUCAAAAAGAUGCAAACUUCUCAAUGGAGGAUGCGCUUCACAUCGCCUCUGGUAGCUCGCAGGGCUUGCCUGCCAUCACCCGCUGCUUCGGCCGUGCUGGAACAGUCAUCUUGUUUGCAGGCCAGGGCCUGCACCGGGCUACACACUCAAUUGUUGCUCAACGUCGAGUUGUCACGUUUCGGUUCAAGCGCAAGAUUCCGGAUUUGGCUCGGAUCUACCCCAUGGAUGUGGUACAGCCGAAGCGAUUGAGUGGCUGUGGCACACUGGCAAGAUCAAUUUUGACUCGUUCGGGAGAGCCUGAUCAGCUGCGGGUUACCAACGAGGAGCGCGAGUGGAUUGACCAAAGAUCUGCCCAGAUUCGGGCCGUUCAAUCUGAGCAAGACACCACGCCGCAAGAGACACAGAGUCUGCUUGCAGACUACAGGGAGAUGAAGACACUAUCAGACUUGAAGCCAAGAGUCUGCAAACCAGAGCUUGCGGAGCUCCACAAGCAACUCCUUGACAUUUUCACGGUGGACAUGAACUACGACCUGGACCUGCCCGUUCGCCAGAAUAAUUUGGACGUUGGCAGGGACUUGCUACGAGUGAGCUUCAGAUACUACUACCAGAGCAGCGACCAGCUUCAGGAUCUCGUCCUCAACUUUCGCGCCUGGACAGUAGCAGGACAAUAUGAGAUGGCUUGCUAUGACACUCUCAGAACUCUCGCGGACCGACUUCAUCUCUGGUUGGCUGAAUUUGGCUCGCAGCCAGCUCAGUUGAAGCAGCAAGCUGAAGCCUGCAGGAGACUGACAAUAGAUGUAGGGCAGGCCAUGGAACAUCUGGAUGAUAUCCAGGAUUUUCGAACAGUGUUGUGCUUCCUUUACCUCCUGCAUGAUCAUGCCAGAAGGAUCUUCCCUGGCAGCCCUGAUUGGAUUGCCGUUGGCCAACGUGUGCUUUUGUCAACCUACUGUUGUGUCGUGUUGCUCGAUGAUUUAGCACAUGCAGAGGUAUCUCAAAAGGCGUCGUUUGUUGACGGGAUUGCUGCCUGCACGAGGCAGUAUCUCUUCCGGGCACGUACCAGGCGAACCAAGCCAAAGCCCUGCUCGAAGUUUAAUCGCCAGAUCCAAAUUGCAGCUGCCGGAGGCAGCUGA